CGCCCGCCCGCCCCCCCCCGGUCGCCUCCUUUUCUCUGCUCCCUCUGCACCAUGCGGGGGAAUUCUGACGCCCCUGGCGAUUCCGAAAGCGCGGUCUUCGCACAAGUCCACGCCUUGCGGACCUUCUCCGACACCUUCGGAAACAUCCUUACCGGCAUGUGCCGGUCGCACGACGACCAGCUGGUGGAAAUUGUCGAGCUCUGGAGUCUGGCCAAGAAUAUGCUCGACUCGACGGACGCCAUCGAAGACUCACACAUCCUGCCCAUGGUGGCCGAGGUGAAGGAGUUCAUCUCGCUGGUGGAGUCGCUGAAGCACGAUCGAGAGCUAUGCAACGAGCUUGCCGCAUCUGCCCUGGAAAGCACAGACUGCCACGACUUGUCGUCCGUCUUUGAGGGCCGGCAGCAGGAGCGCACCGCCAUGUCGGCGGACUCCGUGCCGGUGGACAUUCUGAAUGCCCACCGCUCCUUCUCGGCACUGCAAAGCGAAUUCGAUAUCGACAGCGAACUCAGCGCCGGCAUUGCGCCGGCCGAUCUCCGGUGCAGCUUCAGUCGCUAUGAGAUGACUGACCCGGUGAAGAACCAAAACUGCCCACACCAUGUGUCCAAGCGAGCGAUCGAGAGCCCCGAAUGGCCGCGGAUUUGCCCCAUCUGCAGUGUUGCCUUCAACCCCAGUCCCGAUAUCGACCAUCGGUAUGCCCGUCGUGUGCGCAUUGCCAUGCUCAAGAACUCGCUUCUCAAUGACCCUGGCAACCAAACCACCUUCCUCUGAAAGAGGCCCAAAUGAAAUACCCCCCCACGCAUACACAUGCCCCACUUGGAUGGAA
Molecule: messenger RNA, 823 nt
Organism: Fonticula alba
Lineage: Eukaryota; Rotosphaerida; Fonticulaceae
Exons: 5
Coding region: 52-768 (238 amino acids)
Source: RefSeq, a predicted model, not a curated record